AUGCCCAUGCCCGCGCCUGCGCCGCCGCCGGGCGUCGACGCGGCGGGCUCCAUCGCACCUCUGGAGCCCCGCGCCGGCGUACCGCCGGCGCUGCCGACGCCCAUGCUCACGGCGGACACGCAGGACGCGCCAUCGACGCCGACGGCGAACACGCCCGCGCCCGCGCCGCCGCCCGCGCCUGCGCCGCCGCCGGGCGUCGACGCGGCGGGCUCCAUCGCACCUCUGGAGCCCCGCGCCGGCGCACCGCCGGCGCUGCCGACGCCCAUGCUCACGGCGGACACGCAGGACGCGCCAUCGACGCCGACGGCGAACACGCCCGCGCCCGCGCCGCCGCCGCCGGUGGUCAUGGACGGCUCUAUCGCACCUCUGGAGCUGCUCCGCGUCAUCGACGACAACGCCGUCGCCGGCGCGUGGGCCAAGGCCCGCGCGCCGGCGACGUACGUGAUCAUGGACGACGGCGGCGAGCGCGUCACGCGCCGGGCAACCUUUGACGUCGACGGCAACGACGUCUACUUCGACAUCUUCGUCGAGGGCCUCAAGGUCGACUACGACAUGGCCAAGAGCAUCGUCGAGGGCGAGAAGGAGGCGAAGCUCCCGGAGGUGGCGAAGCACUACCUCGUGUUCUACUUCGUCGGGCUCGGCGUCUCCGACUUUGCCUUCCCCGUCGGGCGGUUCGGGCUGAAGAGCAUCACGGCCCCGGGGCUCGGCUGCAUGCUGCGCAACCUCAUCUUCCACCUGGACCUCAAGUCCUUCAUCGUGGUCGCGACGGCGUGCGACGGCGCGUCGGAGAACCGCACGCUCAUGCAGAUGAUGAUGACCCGUCCGGCCGCCGACUACGUCAACGGCGUGGGCUCGGCGUUCAACGUGGAAUGGCCCUUCGACACGAGCACGAAGGUGGCCAUGAAGCACCCGACCCGCGGCUGGGACUACCCCAUCUUCAUGCUCUCGGACAUGCCCCACUUCGUGAAGAAGUAG
Aureococcus anophagefferens is the source of this 975-nucleotide messenger RNA. RefSeq lists its product as hypothetical. The coding region runs from base 1 to 975 and encodes 324 amino acids. The record is from RefSeq and is a predicted model, not a curated record. NCBI's taxonomy places the organism in Eukaryota, Pelagophyceae, Pelagomonadales, Pelagomonadaceae. The transcript is spliced from 2 exons.